This is a messenger RNA of Candidozyma pseudohaemuli, 1047 nucleotides long. RefSeq names its product D-arabinose 1-dehydrogenase (NAD(P)(+)). Gene Ontology annotation, biological process: dehydro-D-arabinono-1,4-lactone biosynthetic process. Gene Ontology annotation, molecular function: D-arabinose 1-dehydrogenase [NAD(P)+] activity. NCBI's taxonomy places the organism in Eukaryota, Fungi, Ascomycota, Pichiomycetes, Serinales, Metschnikowiaceae. The record is from RefSeq and is a predicted model, not a curated record. Gene Ontology annotation, cellular component: cytosol. The coding region runs from base 1 to 1047 and encodes 348 amino acids. The transcript has a single exon.
AUGAACUUUCCAGCCAUUGGCCCCACCAAGGUAAUUGCACCUUAUUCAAUCACAAACCUUCCUCCUCUUAUUAUUGGAGGAGCUGUGCUCAAUUUUAUUUAUACCAACGACCCUACAAAACUACCAAUCCAAGACAUUCUUGAUAUCGCCUUCUCGAAAGGUCUCAAUGCUAUAGAUACCUCCUCAUACUACGGCAGAUCUGAGGAAUUGAUUGGUCAGGCCUUGAAGAAUCUUCAGUCCAAGUGGCCCCGUGAUAGCUAUUACAUUUGUACCAAAGCUGGACGUAUUGCCGAGAACGAGUUCAACUACUCUAGAGAGCAUGUGAGGGCCUCGGUCAAAAACUCAAUGAAGCUACUCAAUACCAACUAUCUCGAUCUUGUUUACAUGCAUGAUGUUGAAUUCGUGGAAACUCCAAAAAUCUAUGAAGCUUUGAAGGAAUUGCGUGCGUUGAAGAAUGAGGGCUUGAUCAAGGCAUUUGGAUUCUCCGGAUACCCCAUCAAGUUUUUGUAUGAGAUUGCACACACUUGUGCCCACGAGAAGAAGGAGGAGAUCGGCCCAGUGGAUUGUAUUCUUACCUACUCCCAUGGCUGUCUUCAGAACACUGCCCUUUUUGAUAUGUACGACUCGUUCAUAAACGAUUGUGGCAUCAAGAAGCUUCUUAAUGGAUCUAUCUUGAGCAUGUCACUACUUCGGUCGGGCAAAACGCACGACUUUCACCCUGCUCGUGUCGAAUUGAGAGACAAGGUUGACGAGGUGGCUCAGUUCUUAAAGGAUUCACAUAACGUGGAGCUUGCGGAAUUGGCUACUAGGUUUGCUCUCAAACGUUGGCUUUUUGACUCGCAAAGUCAAAAGGAAUAUCCACUUGAGUGGAAUAAUAAGACCUCUGUUGUGCUUGGUGUGUCUACGGUGGACGAACUCAAUUCUGCCUUACAAAGUUAUUAUAGCGUGAAGGACCAGGCGAGUGACGAAGAUGAGAAAUUGUUCAAAUUGACAAUCGACAAGUUUGGUGACUAUUAUAAUGAAACCUGGCCGUCUGGACUUCACUAG